CUCGCCCCCUGCGGUACAAAGGCGCCGGGGACUCGGCCCCAUGGAUCCGCCGCCGGCCGCGGCUGGGGCGCAGCGGGGAGCUGUGACAGGUGCCUUCCAGGAGUGUGAGAUAUGAGUGGCACCCGAGGACAGAGGCCUGUCCAGGAAGCCAGCCCCACCAUGAGUCUGUGGGGGCUUGAGGACAGCCACAGCUGUCGCGGUACCCCCCGGCCUGCCCAGGAGCCCACCCCAGAGGAGGCAUCAGCUUUGGAGCUACAGAUGAAGGUGGACUUCUUCCGGAAGCUGGGCUACUCAUCCUCUGAGAUCCACAGCGUCCUGCAGAAGCUGGGGGUCCAGGCAGACACCAACACAGUGCUGGGGGAGCUGGUGAAGCAUAGCGCAGCUAACGAGCAUGAGCGCCAGGCCUCUCAAGACCCCGGCCCUCAGCUCCCUCUGGUGCCCCGGGGUGGGGGCACCCCCAAGGCCCCCAGCCUGGAGCCCUCACUCCCAGAGGAGGACAAGGAGGGCAGUGACCUGAGGCCAGUGGUCAUCGAUGGGAGCAACGUGGCCAUGAGCCACGGGAACAAGGAGGUGUUCUCCUGCCGGGGCAUCCUACUGGCUGUGACCUGGUUUCUAGAGCGGGGCCACACCGACAUCACAGUGUUCGUACCGUCCUGGAGGAAGGAGCAGCCUCGGCCCGACGUGCCCAUCACAGACCAGCACAUUCUGCGGGAACUGGAGAAGAAGAAGAUCCUGGUGUUCACACCGUCCCGGCGGGUGGGAGGCAAGCGGGUGGUAUGCUAUGAUGACCGCUUCAUUGUGAAGCUCGCCUACGACUCGGAUGGGGUUGUGGUCUCCAAUGACACCUACCGGGACCUCCAGGGCGAACGGCAGGAGUGGAAGCGCUUCAUCGAGGAACGACUGCUCAUGUACUCCUUUGUCAAUGACAAGUUCAUGCCCCCGGAUGACCCCUUGGGCCGGCAUGGACCCAGCCUGGACAACUUCCUGCGUAAGAAGCCACUUCCUUCUGAGCACAGAAAACAGCCGUGCCCUUAUGGGAGGAAAUGCACCUACGGGGUCAAGUGCCGAUUCUUCCACCCUGAGCGGCCCAGCCGCCCCCAGCGCUCCGUGGCUGAUGAGCUCCGUGCCAAUGCCCUCCUCUCACCCCCCAGGGCCCCUGGCAAGGACAAAAGUAGCCAGCGGUCUUCCGCUUCCUCUCMGUCUGGCUCUCUGCCUGCACAGGGUGAGCAGAGCAGCCAGGAGGGAAAGAAGCUGGGGACCCAAGCACCCUCAGGGCCCCGCCAGGAGGGGCUGACGCAGACCUUUGCCCCUGCGGGCAGGGGCCGCCCACCCAGCGGAGGCAGCGGCGGCCACUUGGGGCCCACAGACUGGCUCCCGCAGACCCUGGACUCGCUCCCAUACAUCUCCCAGGACUGCCUGGACUCUGGCAUCGGCUCCCUGGAAAGUCAGAUGUCAGAACUGUGGGGGGUUCGGGCGGGAGGCCCUGGUGAGCUGGGACCCCCYCAGGGCCCCUACUCUGGCUACCGCCAUUAUGGGUCGGAGCUUCAGGCUGUGCCUGCCUUCCCUGCCUUUGGACGGGCCAUGGGUGCCGGCCACUUCAGUGUCCCUGCUGACUACACGCCCCCACCACGCGCRUUCGCAUCCCGAGAGUACUGGUCUGAGCCGUACCCGCUGCCCCCACCUACCCCAGUCCUCCAGGAGGCCCCCGUGCCAGGCCCAGGGGGUGGCGGGGGUCCCUGGGGUGGGGCGGGGGUCCUGGCCAAGGAGCGGGCCAGUGUGUACACCAAGCUUUGUGGCGUCUUCCCCCCGCACCUGGUGGAGGCCGUGAUGGGGCGUUUCCCGCAGCUCCUGGACCCCCAGCAGCUGGCGGCGGAGAUCCUUUCUUACAAGUCGCAGCACCUCACUGAGUGAGCCAGCUGCGUGGCCCGMAAGGGGCUCCCAAGCCAGCCCCGAGGCCGCCUGGAUGCUGGGCAGAGGGAGAGUUCUAGUAGGGAAGGGACCCCCACCUAAGAUCCUGUAGGAUUGGCUCUGGCGCACGUGGCACCCGCAGCCUGCCCUGUGGGCCAGAGGCGAUCGCCCCGUUGAUGCACAUUGUAUCUCGUUUAAGGAGACGCUGCCKAUUAGGCCGUUGGUCCGUGGCUGAGGCCCAAACCCUCUUUUCUCUCAGAGGGCGGGGAGAGAGGUCUGGGGGAACAGAGGCCUGGGCAGGGCCCCCACCUCCACCCCGUCCCUGGGACGCCGGCGUGGCCGGCUAGUUGGGCACCGUGUGCCUGCCCUCCAACACCCCUCCCGUAAGCCAAUGAGGCCUCAUCUGCACCCCUUGCGGGUCGUGAGGCUUCAUGUCAGUAAGCAAGAUGCUUCUUAAAACCCACCUCUACCCACUGUUUACCUGCCCCACCACUCCUGCCAGGGCUCAAGGGCCUCUGUCCCCACCCUGUCUUCUGCGCCCUUCCCCAAAGGUGAGGGGACAUGUGUAUGCUGUGUACAGUUAUAAAUUUGAAAUAUA
Molecule: messenger RNA, 2506 nt
Organism: Urocitellus parryii (Arctic ground squirrel)
Lineage: Eukaryota; Metazoa; Chordata; Mammalia; Rodentia; Sciuridae
Source: RefSeq, a predicted model, not a curated record